AUGGCGUCUUCAUCUAAACAACAUGUUGGUUCAUCUUCUCAACAACAAGAACAAGAUCAACCGCAACAACAGAAUGUUCCUCAAAAGACGUGUCUAAUUCCUAUGGAUGAAUUAGAAGUUCUUGCUGAAAUGAUGGUCGAUUUUGACAAUCUCGAAGAACAUGACAUUCAUCUGAUGGAAGACAUGAAAUUUCAAGGAUGGGAAAAUUUCUUCUAUCGUUUGUGUGGACCAGUUUACCCAGAUUUGGUCAAGGAGUUCUGGGUUCAUGCUUCAAUCAUACUAAAGACAAUUUUGUCCUUUGUUCAUGGUGAAGAAAUAUCUAUCACUAAAAAUCUUCUCAGAAAAUUAUUUGGUCUGGAAAUUGUUGAAGGUGCUUCUAGAGCAAUCAUUGGAAGAACAGAUUGGAAUGUUGUUUACACAGAAAUUUUCAAAGAUGGAAAAGAGCCUACAGUCAUCAAGGAAUUGAAGGAUUCCUACAGAGUUUGGGCAAAGAUCCUCCUGGGUUGCAUGUACCAUAGAAAAGCAACUGUUUCUUCAAACUAUGUGAACAAGGACCAACAAUACAUUAUCUAUCUUAAACUCUGCAAAGAAGAAGGCUCUGAAUAUGAUCCUGUGUGGAUAAGCAACAAAAAGCUUGUCACUACAGCUGAUCAAGUUCCAGAAACAGAGGAAUAG
Messenger RNA from Vicia villosa (hairy vetch), 675 nucleotides. RefSeq lists its product as uncharacterized. The coding region runs from base 1 to 675 and encodes 224 amino acids. The record is from RefSeq and is a predicted model, not a curated record. The transcript has 2 exons. Lineage: Eukaryota; Viridiplantae; Streptophyta; Magnoliopsida; Fabales; Fabaceae.